Messenger RNA from Debaryomyces fabryi, 1272 nucleotides. RefSeq names its product cAMP-dependent protein kinase catalytic subunit (gene TPK2). Gene Ontology annotation, biological process: peptidyl-serine phosphorylation. Gene Ontology annotation, molecular function: ATP binding; cAMP-dependent protein kinase activity. The transcript has a single exon. Gene Ontology annotation, cellular component: nucleus; cAMP-dependent protein kinase complex. The record is from RefSeq and is a predicted model, not a curated record. NCBI's taxonomy places the organism in Eukaryota, Fungi, Ascomycota, Pichiomycetes, Serinales, Debaryomycetaceae. The coding region runs from base 1 to 1272 and encodes 423 amino acids.
AUGCCAUCUUCAAAUAUAUUGAGAAAGCUCCAUAUUGGCAAAAGCAGUAGCAACCUCAAAACUAGUACUACGUCAGAAAUAACAGUUAAUUCGCUUGAUAAUAUCGAAUCAAUGGAUCAAUACAACCAGUACCAAUCUCCGCAAUCCCAACAGCAGCAGCUUAACCCAUUACCGGGUCAAGUGCAGGGCUUCAACCUGGAUCAAGCACAUCCUCAACAAAAUUUAGCUACCGAACAACAUUUAUCUGCUGAACAACAACGUGUGGAUGAUGCUAUCAAGCGUUCUUUGUUACCCGAAAGAUCGACCGUUUCUAAGGGUAAAUAUUCAUUAGCUGAUUUUAGAAUAUUGAGAACUUUAGGAACUGGUUCUUUCGGUAGAGUUCAUUUGGUACGUUCCGCUCACAAUGGUCGUUAUUAUGCCAUAAAGGUGUUAAAGAAACAUCAAGUAGUCAAAAUGAAGCAAGUUGAACACACAAAUGAUGAGAGAAGAAUGUUGAAAUUAGUCGAGCACCCAUUCUUAAUCAGAAUGUGGGGUACCUUCCAAGAUUCGAGGAAUUUAUUCAUGGUAAUGGAUUACAUUGAAGGUGGUGAAUUAUUCAGUUUAUUAAGAAAGUCACAGAGAUUCCCAAACCCUGUAGCAAAAUUUUAUGCUGCAGAAGUCACCUUAGCUAUUGAAUAUUUACACAGUCAUGAUAUCAUCUACCGUGAUUUAAAACCUGAAAAUAUUCUUUUAGAUAGAAACGGGCAUAUUAAAAUUACUGAUUUCGGUUUCGCAAAGGAGGUCAGUACAGUUACUUGGACGUUAUGUGGUACACCUGAUUAUAUUGCUCCUGAAGUUAUUACUACUAAGCCAUAUAAUAAGUCGGUCGAUUGGUGGUCUUUAGGUGUUCUUAUUUUUGAAAUGUUAGCUGGUUAUACUCCAUUUUACGAUUCAACUCCAAUGAAAACAUAUGAAAAGAUUUUGUCUGGUACGAUUCAUUUUCCAAGCUUUAUGGGACCUGAUGUUAUUGACUUAUUAUCCAAAUUGAUCACUGCUGAUUUAACCAGAAGAUUAGGAAAUUUAAUGAAUGGACCAUCAGACAUUAGAAAUCAUCCGUGGUUCCUGGAAGUUGUAUGGGAAAAAUUAUUAGCUAAGGAUAUCGAAACACCAUAUGAACCACCUAUCACUGCGGGAGUUGGUGAUUCUUCGUUGUUCGAUCAUUACCCAGAAGAAAAAUUAGAUUACGGUUCAGUUGGUGAGGAUCCUUAUGCUCAAUAUUUCCUUGAGUUCUAA